CUACCCAGUGACGUUCUCUUACCAAAGUAACCAGGCCAGUCGAUUACGCACACAAAAGGCAAAACAAAAGCCCGUGCUGGGAAAAAUGAGAUCCGUCAGAACCCAGAGGACACAACAAUAAGUUCUCACCUGGUAGCAUCAGAAAUGGACCAGAGGCAGGGGCGACGACAAUCACUUAUUUAACUCCAAAAGCAUCAAGUGCUGAAAAAAACAUCCAUCUGGUUCGUUGUUCAGCAAGCAGUUUUUUUGCCGAACUGCGCUUUGCUCAGAUCCGAUCCAGGUGGCUUGAUUUUCUCCUGUGGUCAAGUUCAGCAGAGCUGCAACUCUUCCAGUGCCAGCCCUGACGCCACUGAGGAGCCCUGCCAAACUGACAUGGUGAAGAUGACCAAGUCUAAGACCUUCCAGGCUUACUUGCCAUCUUGUCACCGUACUUACAGCUGCAUCCACUGCCGGGCACAUUUAGCCAACCAUGAUGAGCUAAUCUCAAAGUCAUUUCAAGGCAGUCAAGGAAGAGCCUAUCUCUUUAAUUCAGUGGUUAACGUCGGCUGCGGGCCAGCUGAGGAGCGGGUACUCCUCACAGGUUUACACGCUGUGGCUGAUAUCUACUGUGAAAACUGUAAAACCACCCUUGGCUGGAAAUAUGAACAUGCGUUUGAGAGCAGUCAAAAGUAUAAAGAGGGAAAGUUCAUUAUCGAGCUGGCUCACAUGAUCAAGGACAACGGAUGGGAGUGACACUUCAGGCACACCUUUUGUUGUCUCACCUUGGAAUGCUUUUUAUCAAACUCCAUGGAGCUGCAACCAUCAACUAUCCUGACUGUCCUUCCCCAACACCUCACUCACUUUCCUCCCAAAAAAACAAACAUUUUUUUUAAAGACCUCCAUGUACCUGCACUCCCUGGCUUCCUCCACAUGCGCCCACCCACCUGCUCAUUGUUAUAAAGAACGAAUGAACAGCGAUUGGGAAGUGGAGCAACUCAUGUCACAGGAGUCACGCUGUCUCUCUGAAGUGUCUGUUCUCUGCAGCUGCAGACCAUUUGGGUAUGAUCCCUACUCUCAACCCACCACAAAUCUUCCCUACUGAGGAACACUUAAAAGUGAUUUUGGUGAUCUGGCAACCACUGUAAGAAGACAGACCUUACUGAUAGGAUAUUCAUUUAUUUCUUUAUUUUGCUCAAUUAGCAAAUUGUCAUAGUUUAAACUUCUGUGUUUGUUGAUGCUUUUGUUUAAUGGCAGAUGGAUGUUACUAGUGAGGGCUUUAUUUCACUGUCAAGUUUGUUUUAGUUUUUUUUUUUUUGUUUGGGUUUUGCUUGAUGUAUCUUUGUCUUUAGCAUUGUUUUUUUUUGCUAAAGUCCAAAUUAGCAAUCAGGGACGGGUGAGGAGUUUAAUAGUUACAAAUAUGUAGCAGAUAUUGCUUAUUUUUUCUUUUAAGGGGUAAAGGACAGAAAUUCCAUAAUAUAGGAUUUAAAAUGGAUGUUUCCUUCUCUCUUUAACCUUAAUUCUUUCCGUAAAUUUUUCCCUGUGUGGUACAUUUCAGUCCCCAAAAAGCAAUGAAAGGAGCACCUGGUAUUGGUUGACAACUAUUAGUGUGUCUCUAUAUAUAUGUGUAUAUAUGUGUGUGUGUAUGUGUUUACGUACACACACAUUAUACAUUAUUGGUAGAGGGUUAAUUGCGAUUGUGGCUGGUCCCAUUUUGCAGCCGCACAGGACUAAAAAAGACCCAAAACAGUUUCACAGAAGGGAAGUUGAGAUAAGUAUCCACAUGUCAAACCACAGUUUGGCAAACUGUAUUGUAAUAAUCCCAUUGUCGAGUUAUGAAACAAUGCAAGACACAUCUGCAAAUGACUAAAUGAAUACUAUGAUGUUCGUAGUAUGUAAAUUAUUGGAACAUGGUUUCUAUUUCUCUCUAAGUGUAUAUAUACAUGUAUAUGUAUAUGUAUAUAUAUCUACCUCUCUCUCUCUCUCUCUUUCUUUCUCUCUCUCUCUCUCUCUCUCUGUCUCUCUCUCUCUCUCUCUCUC
Menidia menidia (Atlantic silverside) is the source of this 2016-nucleotide messenger RNA. Lineage: Eukaryota; Metazoa; Chordata; Actinopteri; Atheriniformes; Atherinopsidae. The record is from the annotation of a GenBank genome assembly.